Molecule: messenger RNA, 861 nt
Organism: Punctularia strigosozonata HHB-11173 SS5
Lineage: Eukaryota; Fungi; Basidiomycota; Agaricomycetes; Corticiales; Punctulariaceae
Product: endo-1,4-beta-xylanase B precursor
Exons: 2
Coding region: 1-861 (286 amino acids)
Biological process (GO): xylan catabolic process
Cellular component (GO): extracellular region
Molecular function (GO): cellulose binding; hydrolase activity, hydrolyzing O-glycosyl compounds
Source: RefSeq, a predicted model, not a curated record
AUGCUCUCCUUCCUGCUCCUCGCUGCGUCCGCCGUUGGCAGCACCCUCGCCGCGCCAGCCGACUUCGAGUUCGCCAACACCACCUCGCUCUUCAGCCGGCAAGGUAUCCCGAGCGGCACCGGCACCAACAAUGGCUUCUUCUACUCCUUCUGGACCGACGGAGGAGGCUCGGUCACUUACACGAAUGGCAACGCUGGCUCGUACAGCGUCUCCUGGACAAACGCCGACAACUUCGUCGCCGGCAAGGGCUGGAACCCUGGAUCUGCCCAAGCCAUCUCCUUCACCGCCGACUACGAGCCCUCGGGCAACUCCUACCUCUCCGUCUACGGCUGGACGAUGAGCCCACUCGUCGAGUACUACAUCCUCGAAGACUUCGGGACGUACAACCCCGCGAGCAGCCUCACGCACAAAGGCACCGUCACCUCAGACGGGAGCACGUACGACAUCUACGAGGGCACGCGCGUGAACGAGCCCUCGAUCCAGGGCACGGCCACCUUCAACCAGUACUGGUCCAUCCGGAGCUCGAAGCGCUCCAGCGGCACCGUCACGACCGCGAACCAUUUCAACGCCUGGGCUCAGCUCGGGCUCCAGAUGGGCGCGUUCAACUACCAGAUCGUCGCCACGGAAGGGUACCAGAGCAGCGGCAAGUCGAGCGUCACCGUCACCGCGGGCGGGUCCAGCACCGGUACCGGUACCGGCACCGGCACCACCACCUCGACGCCCCCUAGCGGGACGGGCAGCAGCGGCGGCACCUGCUCGGCUCUCUACGGACAAUGCGGCGGCAUCGGGUGGUCCGGUGCAACCUGCUGUUCGUCGGGCACCUGCAAAGCGUCCAACUCGUAUUAUUCGCAAUGUCUCUAA